This is a messenger RNA of Colossoma macropomum (tambaqui), 789 nucleotides long. Its product is annotated as C-type lectin domain family 4 member E-like. Gene Ontology annotation, molecular function: signaling receptor activity. The record is from RefSeq and is a predicted model, not a curated record. The transcript is spliced from 4 exons. Bases 36 to 491 code for a protein of 151 amino acids. NCBI's taxonomy places the organism in Eukaryota, Metazoa, Chordata, Actinopteri, Characiformes, Serrasalmidae.
CAGAGAGAGACCAGUUACAGACCAAUAAUGACAACAUGAAGAAUGAGAGGGGCCAAUUACAGAAAGAAAAGGAAACGCUCCAGAAGAAACUGUCAGAAUUAGAGCAAGAAAGGAACACUUCCAGAUACAGUUUCUACUACACCUCUACUGAGAAGAAGAGCUGGAGUGAGAGCAGACAGUACUGCACAGAGAGAGGAGCAGACCUGGUGAUCAUAAACAGCAGAGAAGAACAGGAGUUCAUCAGUACAGUAUUUGACAGCACUGACGUUUGGAUUGGUCUGACGGACACAGAGAAAGAGGGGGUCUGGAAAUGGGUGGACAACUCAGCACUGACCACUCAGUUCUGGUGGAAGGGGGAACCCAAUGAUUAUAAUAGAAAUGAGGACUGUGCUGUAACUGCCUAUAGAGGUGCUGGAUCUGAACGUGUAUCAACCUGGGCUGAUUUUCCCUGUGAUUAUCCUGCAGUUGGAAUCUGUGAGAAAAGAUUUUAAUGUAGUCUACAUGAGAGUGAACAGCAACUGAUUUUGUCUAUACAUUUAACAUUAUACAUUAUAUAUUUUACACUGUAGACUUACUCGUACAGCAUUUAUCUGGUCAAUAUUUUUGAAAGAAUAUGGAUUCAAGUACAGCAAAAAUAGUAAACUUUUUAAUUCUAUCUGAACCCUUGUACUCAAGAAAUUGAGCCUUUGCCAAGUCCUGAGCCAUCAGUUACUGCCUGACAAGGUUUCGAGCUGGUAUUCCGUCUUUAGGUUAUAGGCCUUCUUAGGAUUAACUGAUGUAAUCAGAAUA